AUGGCCGACAAAGUAACGAAAUUCGAACGGAUGGCCAUGACCAAACCCGUCCCGAUGAAAUUGUUCGCUGCCUGGGAAGUGGACCGGACACCAUCGAACUGCAUUCCAAGAUUAUGCUCGUUAAAAAUUACCCGCCUGUCCCUGCUCACUCCCCUGCCGUCCGAUCUGACGUCACUGUCACUGGCGGUUCGGAUGCAAAGCUCAAAGCGAACACUCCGUUCACACGAAAUUCCCGUGCCACAAUCGUUGAGCAGCGGAUACAGCAGCAGCACAGGAAGUGGAACAAUCGGUGCUGGCGGCACCGGUGGAUCAGCCGGUGGUGGUGGUUCUCUCGCCAGCGUUGGUCAGCUACAUUCACCGCCACUGCUCGAAACGGAGCUAGAUCUGCACUUUAGCUUACAGUAUCCACAUUUCAUUAAGCGCGACGGUAACCGAUUGCUGAUAUUGCUGCAGCGGCGCAAAAAGUACAAAACACGAACCAUUCUCGGCUACAAAACGCUGGCCGAGGGUGUCAUCCGGAUGGAUGCCGUGCUGCAGAAGUCGAUGGACAUGACGGUGGAGCUGAAUGGGUCGGGAAAGGCGGGCCGGGCCGGUCUAACGAUAGCAACGUUGCGCGCCACCCAGGUCACAUCGAUUCCCGUCGAUCAGGAUAACAAGAACAACAACAGCCUGCUGGUGACGGAUCGCGUGAACGAGUACUCGGACGAGGACGAGGAGCAAGAGUUUAGCUCGGGCGAUGAGAACGACGAAGGGCUGUCGGGGUACGCGGCCAAGCGCAACUACGCCGGUAAGCGCGACUCGUACAAAAAGUUCGAAUCGGGCGAACAGGACGGUGAACAGGAGGACGGUAAUAUGUUACCCUCCAACCAGGCCGAUAGCGAUAGUGAUUUUGACAACCUGGGCAAGGAAAAAUCACGGGGGAAAAUGAGUCGGCAACGAAACUUCAAACAACGCAUCAUUUCACUGCUCAAGCGCUUCAAGGUGCCGGAAGAGCUGGAAGGUGAUGUCCGGGAGCGUGGUCCGGCACUGCGCGGUAAACGCGACCUGGACGCACUGUUCCAGGAGCUGGAAUCACUGUCGUGCGGCGAAGGGGACGAUUCCGGGCAGGACAUGGACAGUCUUUCCAUCGGCUCGACGCCGAAGCCAUCGUUAAGGCCAUUCUUUGAGAACACGGGCAAACCGGUUCUCACGCAGCAGCAUUCCUCGAUACAGCUAAGCUCGAUGCAGAAGGGUAGUGGUAACAAAGAUUUUAUGCCAGAAAAGAAACCCAAUUUAGAGAAGCGUGACUCGCUCGCCGAAAAGAAAAGCAAUUCAAUAACAAUUGCCAAUAAUCUUAUUAAUAGUAUGAACGGCAACAGUAUUAAUAACAAUCAGACUAGCAAUUACAGUAACAUCCAAGACCGAUCCGGGGAAUGGAAAAACGAUAGUUCCGGUAAUGAGGGUGGUGCUGGCAAUACGGACCCAGAAGCGCUCAGUUCGGAUCCACAAAACACUGGCAGUCCGCCGAAGGAGAAGGAAACGGCAGUCGAGAAGAAGAAUCGUCUGUUCCGUACCAGCAGCAGCACUCCAAACAGUGCCAAAAAGCAGAAACAAGUGCUCAGCUUCCAGAUGGAUCAGCAACAGCAGCAACAACAGCAACAGCAACACCACCAACAGCAGAAACCUUCGCCGCUAGAAACGUGUCUGUCGCCGACGAAUGUUGAACCGCGGCGGUCAUUACUCGAACAGCUGCAGCGUACGUUUACCACGGAAGAAUCGUUGCUACCAGAGGUGGUCACGAUCGUAGGUCCACCGGAAGCCUGCACCGUAUCGCCGACACCGCGCUUAGCUUCGCUCAUAUCGUCCACGUUUCGGCCUACAUUUUUACCCAACAAUACCGCUGAGGUGAAGGCAAUUACGCAGGCGCUUAUGAACAAAAUUCAGAAAUACUGUAAUUCAACAGCAAAACCACCAACAACUGUGAAAGUAGUUCUAGUCGGAGGCGAUUGGUUGCAGGGCGCCGUUUUGCGUCAUUAUGUGGAAUUGUUGGGCAUUCGGCCACCCGAUUGGGUGAAUCAUAUCAGAUUUUACAUUGUUCCUUUAGGAUCAUGCGCGGUGGCUCGUUACAUCGGGAUGAUUGAUUCGAGCUAUAUGAGCAUGUUCGGCACGGAGAGUUGGCAGCAGAUCUGUGAUCGUACUGCUAACCUUGAGAGCGCACAAUCGAAGAAUGAAUCAGCCGAGUUUAUCAACCGAAUACAGCGAUAUCUGAUAUCGGGAGGACCGUGCACGCAAGUUCCUAUUGCCGAAGCGAUGGUCAACUAUCGCGAUGAAGACUCUUGUCAAAUAUUUGUACCAUUUGUUAGUGACGUUAGAAUUGGCUGUUUAGAAGGGCCCCAGGUGUCUCUUGAUCUCGAUGAAUCGUUAACGUACGUUUCGCAAGGCAGCGCCGACAGAAUGCUGUCGAGUUCGCCACCCCAGAGCGGUCGCACGUCACCGCCAACAUCGCAAACACCGGUCGCGGUUGCACAGCUGCAGCAAAAGGAGCAACAGCAGCAACAAGCGUCAUCAUCUUCCUCGCAGAUGCAAGAGUCGCUCGAGCUGCAGGUGGACUAUUGGCCGCUGGCACGGCCAAAUUUCGAUCCGAAAGAAAAACCACUUGGCAAGGGCCAGGAUCCGUCGGGGAAAAACAGUAUUAAGAGCACUUUCCGACAUCUGCAGGUAUGGCGACUACCGCAAGCUCCUAGCUUUGGCGAGUUUACAAAUGGCUUAACACUAAGCUUUGCUACCAAGGAGAAAAAACAGAAAAUAAUGAGAUUGGGAAAAAAGAAGGAAAAAGAUCGUGAUGCUGAGAAGGAACAGUGCGUUGAAGGAGUGGCCCGUUUGAUCUGUUCACCGAAACAAUCGCAUCCUGUUCCGUUGCGAGUGUACAUCGAUGGUACGGAGUGGACGGGUGUGAAAUUUUUCCAACUAUCUUCCCAGUGGCAAACGCACAUUAAGAACUUCCCCAUAGCGUUAGUCGGUGCCCCACUGGCUCCGGCCGAAAUGCUAACCUAG
Anopheles marshallii is the source of this 3033-nucleotide messenger RNA. It is a transcript of the gene KrT95D, whose product is annotated as phosphofurin acidic cluster sorting protein 2. Gene Ontology annotation, biological process: protein localization to plasma membrane. Lineage: Eukaryota; Metazoa; Arthropoda; Insecta; Diptera; Culicidae. The record is from RefSeq and is a predicted model, not a curated record. Bases 1 to 3033 code for a protein of 1010 amino acids. The transcript is spliced from 11 exons.